Leptopilina boulardi is the source of this 1391-nucleotide messenger RNA. RefSeq names its product aminoacylase-1A-like. The transcript has 6 exons. Bases 88 to 1353 code for a protein of 421 amino acids. Gene Ontology annotation, biological process: amino acid metabolic process. NCBI's taxonomy places the organism in Eukaryota, Metazoa, Arthropoda, Insecta, Hymenoptera, Figitidae. Gene Ontology annotation, molecular function: aminoacylase activity. The record is from RefSeq and is a predicted model, not a curated record. Gene Ontology annotation, cellular component: cytoplasm.
UCAGUACUUCUGAAUAUUAUGAAAUUUAAUAUUGUUAUAAAUUGUUUCACAGUUCUUCAUAAAAUGUACAAGUGUUGAUACUUUAAAAUGUCAUUUUUUAUUAAAAACGUUUUUUAUUACAUUAUUUUCUUACAAGUUUAUUGGUUAAGAAAAGUGGAGUGCACUGACUCUGAAUUGGAUGCGAAAGCCUUGAAAAAUUUAAUAGAAUACUUAAAAAUACCAACAGUACAUCCCAACGUUAAUUAUGAGGAAUGUGUGAUUUUCUUGAAAAAACAAGCGCAAUCUCUUGAUCUGCCUAUAAAAGUUUUGGAAUUGUAUCCAAAAAAUCCGAUUGUUAUAAUAUCAUGGAAAGGCACCGAACCAGAAAAACCUUCUAUUUUAUUAAAUAGUCACAUGGAUGUUGUACCAGUUGUAUCCGAAAAAUGGAAAUAUCCACCGUUUGGAGCCGAAAUGGAUGAAGAGGGAAAUAUUUUUGCUCGUGGAGCACAAGAUACAAAAAGUUUGGCUAUUCAACAUUUAGAAGCAAUUCGUCGAUUGAAAUUAAAGGGAAUUCGAUUAAAACGAACAGUUCAUAUCUCAAUGGUUCCAGAUGAGGAAACUGGAGGAGUUUUUGGCAUGAGAAGUUUUGUAAAAACAAAAGAAUUCACUGAUCUUAAUAUUGGUUUUGCAGUUGAUGAGGGGAGUGCCAAUCCAAGUGAAAAAUUUUAUUUGUAUUAUGGAGAAAGAACAGUACUUCAAAUAUGGGUUCACUGUUCUGGUACAACUGGUCACAGUUCAAUUUUCGUUCCAAAUACCGGCGCAGAAAAAUUAAGAUUUAUAAUUGAUCGCUUUCUCGACUUUAGAGAAGAGGAAAAAAUUAAAUAUCAGGAUCCAAAUCAGAGGGACAAUGUCACUUCGAUUAAUUUGACAAUGCUAAAGGGUGGCGUUCAGGUAAAUGUAGUUCCCGAUGUUCUUUCCGCAGCUUUUGAUAUUCGAGUUUCGCCUUUUAUAAAUCAUACGAAAUUUAUUGAAACUAUUGAUGGAUGGUUAAAGGAAGCUGGCGAUGGAGUUAAUUACACUGUUAUUAGCAAAGAUUCGCCGACUGAAAUAACAAAAUUAGACUCAAGUAAUAUUUAUUGGCUAGCCUUUAAAAAAGCUUGCGAUGAAAACUCUGUGAAAUUAGAUACACGAAUUCUGCCAGGUGCAACUGACGCUCGACAACUUCGUGCUCUUAACAUUCCUGCAGUGGCAUUUUCUCCGAUGAAUAAUACUAUUCCUCGUGCACAUGCAAAUAACGAAUACUUGAACAAAAGAGUAUUUCUAAGGGGAAUAAAUAUAAUGAUGAAAAUUGUAGAAGCUGUCGCUAACGCUUAAUGUACUGAUUAAUUUUAAUUGAAUUUUCUUUCUUACAA